Molecule: messenger RNA, 2908 nt
Organism: Vitis vinifera (wine grape)
Lineage: Eukaryota; Viridiplantae; Streptophyta; Magnoliopsida; Vitales; Vitaceae
Product: pentatricopeptide repeat-containing protein At1g55630
Exons: 3
Coding region: 331-1887 (518 amino acids)
Molecular function (GO): protein binding
Source: RefSeq, a predicted model, not a curated record
AAAAUAUUCUUAGAAUUUAAUAAAUAAUAGAAACAUAACGCUCCAGUCCCUCUUGGCGUACAUCCUUCCAUUGCCGGACAUCUCCUUACUCUCUCACAAAGGCGAAAUCUAGGGCAAAAUCCAACUCCAGCAAGAUCGGAUUAACCCGAGAUUCAAUUGGCAUGAAAAAGAGAGUAUUUUUGACGCAUGGUAUUUGGGGUUUUUAACUUGCUGGGUUUCUCUCAAUUUACUCAAAGAAUGCUUUCUUCGGAGUUUUCUGUCUUCGGAUAUAUCAGUGAUUCAUGGUUUACAGUAAAGUUACAGAAAUAAUGGGUAUUGGGAAAUGCUUGAAUGAUUCUUACAAUGAAUUCUAUUGCUCUAUUUGGCCCAAGAUUGUUUCGGAUAUUUCCCUGUUUUUGCCGUUCUUCUCGGUCAUUUUCCACUAAGAACUCUGACGGCGGCGAAAUGGAUGAUGGAUUCAUGAGGGUAAAGAAUGGCGGCGAAAUGGAUGAUAAAUUCAUGAGGAUAGAGAAUGGGGGCGAAAUGGAUGAUGGAUUCAUGAGGAUAGAGAAACCAUUGAGUGAAGCUUGGGGGGUUUCUAAUUUUGAUCCUGUUUCAGAUGAAAACCCUGAUUCAGAUAAUGGCAUUGGAAGCUCUUCCCCUGCUGAAUUCUUGGCGGGGAAAGGUUAUUUUGACAAUAUGAGGCUUGAUGCUAGUAGGGUUCUUCAAAUUCUUCAACAAGAUUGCCCGGGAUUCAGUACAAAAGCAGCUCUCGAUGAGUUGCAAAUAAGGGUUUCAGGUGGUCUUGUGAGAGAAGUUCUGUUAGAGAUAUUGAAAACAGUGAAUUACACAAAUAAGGAACGGUGUGCCAAAUUGGGGUACAAGUUCUUCAUGUGGUCUGGUCAGCAGGAAAAUUAUAGGCAUACUGUGAAUGCAUACCAUCUGAUAAUGAAGAUUUUUGCAGAAUCUGAUGAGUUUAAAGCCAUGUGGAGAUUGGUUGAUGAGAUGAUUGAGCAAGGGUUUCCAGUUACAGCGAGAACAUUCCAGAUUUUGAUAUGUACUUGUGGUGAGGCGGGAUUGGCAAGGAGAGCUGUGGAGAGGUUUGUAAAGUCGAAAAAUUUUAAUUAUAGGCCAUUUAAGCAUUCAUAUAAUGCAAUUCUACAUUGCCUUCUUUGUUUAAAGCAGUACAAAUUGGUAGAAUGGGUUUAUCAACAGAUGUUACUUGAGGAUUAUUCUCCUGAUAUUUUAACUUAUAACAUAGUUAUGUGUACAAAAUAUAGGUUGGGGAAAUUGGAUCAAUUCCAUAGAUUGCUUGAAGAAUUGGGUACAAAUGGGUUUUCCCCAGAUUUUCAUACAUUUAAUAUCCUUCUUCAUCUUCUUGGAAAAGGGAACAAGCCACUUGCAGCACUUGAUCUUUUGAAUCAUAUGAAAGAAGUUGGUUUUGAUCCAAGCGUUCUUCACUUCACCACAUUGAUAGAUGGACUGAGUCGGGCUGGGAACUUGGAUGCCUGCAAGUAUUUUUUUGAUGAGAUGAUUAAGCUUGGAUGUAUGCCUGAUGUUGUUUGCUAUACUGUUAUGAUCACAGGAUAUAUUGUGGCUGGGGAACUUGAGAUGGCUCAGGGAUUGUUUGAAGAGAUGACUGUGAAAGGACAAUUACCAAAUGUAUUUACGUACAAUUCUAUGAUCCGUGGGCUAUGUAUGGCAGAGAAGUUUGAGGAGGCACGCUCCAUGCUUAAAGAAAUGGAAUCUAGAGGUUGUAAUCCGAAUUUUCUUGUGUACAAUACCCUAGUUGGUAAUCUGCGAAAUGCUGGAAAGCUUAAAGAGGCUCAUGAAGUAAUAAGACAUAUGGUGGAUAAGGGUCAAUAUGUCCAUCUGCUUUCAAAAUUCAAGGGAUAUAGGAGAUGCUAAGGUGGUUGUGAAAAUGAAGAUUGUUCAGUUGUAACUUUAUGAUGAUAGCUCUGAUGGAUCAGCUCCCUUGAGACAGUGUGCCUGCUGCUUGUUUCAAACAUUGUAUGGCAGCCCCUUUGGGUCAUGUUAAAGUAAACUGAAAGCUAUGGAUAAGAUUUUCUACCCAUGUGUCAGUUGCUUUGACUAUGUUAUGGUAUGUGUUCUGAUAUAAGCAGUCUUCCUUUUGAAUUUCAAUAUGUACCCCUGAAAUUCUAGAUAGAGCCGCCUUCCUGGGCCCGUUACCAUCCAUAAAGCUGACCCAUUUAAUUUGCCCUCUGCUCAUGAAGGUCAACCAUUUCAUCAUCUGCAUAUAAUCGAGGCAGUACAUAGUUAUUUUACCCAUUUUACUCGAUCUCUAUUUCAUGGUCAUUAUAUUUCUCCCUGAAAAUCAAGGACCUGAUUUUGUUCAGAAUUAUCCCAAAUGAAAAUGGAGAAUGUCGUAGUUCUUUCAGUCAUCUUGAGUGUGAACCAAAUCCAAGUACCUUUGUCCUACCAUCGUCUAUUUGAAGAUGCUUAUCUGACUCAACUUUCAACUCCCUCCCCUGAAUUCUCCCCAUUUGUUGUUCUUGUGCUUGACAUGCAAGAAACCUAGCAAAGCCGGACUCUCAAAUUUCUACCUUCCUGUACACUAGUAUUGAUCUUUGACCAGUUGGCAGCCUCUUUGGGUGGGAAGAAUGUAUAACCACCUUGGUACCAUUUUUCAAAUAAUCAACUCUGGUGCCGUCUUUACUCAUCUUAUUGAUCAUGAGUAGUGCUGGAAUGUAGAGAAAAGUAGAACAGACCAUCCCUGGAGAAGUUGUGUUGUAAAGAGGGAUCUUUAGGCUUGCAGCACUUGUCCUAUUUCAUGUCCGUAUAGACAACCCAUGUUAUAUGCUUUGCUCUAAAGUUGGCAUAUUCAUAUUAUACUUUUCCUUUUGUAACAAGUGAUUGAUUGCUGGAUAGAUUCUCCCAGGAUGGAAUGAAAUGUUGAGUCAUGUUUCCA